Messenger RNA from Sardina pilchardus (European sardine), 2618 nucleotides. Its product is annotated as tripartite motif-containing protein 16-like. The coding region runs from base 161 to 1912 and encodes 583 amino acids. NCBI's taxonomy places the organism in Eukaryota, Metazoa, Chordata, Actinopteri, Clupeiformes, Clupeidae. Gene Ontology annotation, molecular function: protein binding; zinc ion binding. The transcript has 10 exons. The record is from RefSeq and is a predicted model, not a curated record.
GUUUGGAGUAUGUGUUACCUGACGACGGCUGCUCCAACAGGCCUCCUCGGGUCCUUGUGCCAGAUGAUGGCAGAGAACCGUGACCUGGACCAUUUGAACCGACUCUUGGAGUCUGAAGAGGAAAUGGAAACCUUAAAUACAAAAACAAAUCUGACAAGACAUGGCGGACGCUUCAGCCAAAAGACAGGAGUCCUUCACUUGUUCAGUUUGUCUGGAUCUACUGAAGAAUCCAGUCUCCAUUCCAUGUGGACACACGUAUUGUUUGGGCUGCAUUGAAGGCUGCUGGGAUCAGGAGGAUGGUAAAGGCAUCUACAGCUGCCCCCAGUGCAGACGGACAUUUAGGCCGAGACCUGCUGUCAGUAAAAACACUCUGAUUGCUGAGAUGGUGGAGGACUUCAGGAAGACUGGACUCCAGGCUGCUGCUGCUGCUCAGUCUUCUGCCGGACGCAUACAGGUGGAGUGUGACGUCUGCACUGGGAGAAAACUCAAAGCCGUCAAAUCCUGUCUGGAUUGUCUGUUGUCUUACUGUGAAAGUCACUUCAAAGUUCACAAUGAUGUGAAUCCAGGAAGAAAUCAUUCAGUGGUUGAUGCUACAGGCCAGCUACAGGAGAGGAUCUGCCCCCGUCAUCAGAAGGUGUUUGAAAUAUUUUGUCGUACUGAUCAGAGGUUUAUCUGCUACCUGUGCACGAUGGACGAACAUAUAGGCCAUGAGACAGUCACCGCUGCAGCAGAACGGACCGCCAAACAGAAGCAGUUGGGGCAGACCCAGAGGAGAUUCCAGCAGAGGAUCCAGGAGAGAGAGAAGGAGCUGCAGGAGCUGAGGAAGGCUGUGGAGAAUCUCAAGAUCUCUGCACAGACAGCAGUGGAGGACAGUGAGAGGGUCUUCACUGAGAUGAUCCGCUCCAUUGAGAGAAGGCGCUCUGAGGUGACAGAGCUGAUCAGAGGUCAGGAGAAGGCUGAGGUGAGUCGGGCUGAAGGACUCCUGAAGAGACUGGAGCAGGAGAUUGCUGAGCUGAAGAGGAGAGAUGCUGAACUGGAGCAGCUUUCACACACAGAGGAUCACAUCCAUUUCCUCAAGAAUGUUGUGUCAGUCACUGGUGCUCCUUGCAAUACAGUUUCAGCCAGCAUGACCUUCAGCAAAAGUUUCUCUUUUGAGGCUGUGAAGGAAUCUGUCUCCCUAAUGAAGGCGCAGCUUAAUGACAUCGUCGAGCAGGAAGAAGCCAAGAUAUCUACAGCAGUGGCACAUAUCCAGAUCAUCCAGUCUUUACAAUAUACUGAUCCUGAACUCCCAGUCAGAAGAACAAGCAGUAAUGAGGUGCUACCACCAUUCAUGUCUGAUGUCCAGGCUGUUUUUACUGAGCCAGUAACCAAAGAGGAGUUCUUAAAAUACUCCUGUCACUUCACACUGGAUCCAAACACAGCACAGAUAAACCUCCAUCUGUCUGAGGGGAACAGGAGGGUGGAGUACAGAGCUGAGCUCCAGUCAUAUCCUGAUCAUCCAGAGAGAUUUGAUUUUUGGCCUCAGGUGCUGUGUAGAGAGGGUGUGUCUGGACGCUGCUACUGGGAGUUGGAGUGCAGUGGGCAGGAGGUUGAAAUAGCCGUCUCAUAUAAAAGCAUCAGCAGGAAAGGAGGGGGUAAUGAGUGUGUGUUUGGAGGUAAUGAUCAGUCCUGGAGUCUGCAGCGCUACGGCUCCGGCUCCAGCUGCUCUUUCAUGCACAAUAAUAAACCGACUAGGCUCCCUCUAGUGGCCAGCUCCAGAAUAGGAGUGUAUGUGGAUCACGGGGCAGGAACUCUGGCCUUCUACAGCAUCUCUGACACAAUGACCCUCCUGCACAGAGUCCAAACCACAUUCACUCACACACUCUACCCUGGGUUUUGGAUAUAUACUGGAUCAUCAGUGAAGCUGUUAUAACACAAACUGUAUACAGCAGGACAGAAAUGUAAAGACCCCAGAUGCAGAUAGAUGCUGUUAUCACAUACACACACACACACACACACACACACACACACACACACACACACACACAUAUAAAAAACACCCCGUAUCAUCAGCACACAUAUAAGCCACCCCUCACAUGUUAAGAUCUGGCAGCUUCCUCUUAGCUGCCUGAGACUCUGUUCUUGGGGAAAACAAAAGUCCAAAACCACUCCCUCAUCUCUGGAGCCCAGCAGUUAUUGCACCUCUGCUGGAACACACAUCAGCGCACCACACAUACACUAUUGGGUGGGAAAUGUGUUGAUGAGCCCAGUGUUUCACCCCCUCUGAUCCUCUCCCACAAUCCAUUUCCUCUCCCUCCUGCUCCCCCUAACCCUCCUUCCCCUCCCCCAGCUGUUCAGGCCUUUAGGCCCUCUCUGAUUGGACACAUGUCUGAUGGAAGGUUGAAAGUGAAGUUUAUUUACUUGAGUAGAAGUAAAUAUUAUUUAUGAGGUUGAAGUGAAGAGAUAUAAAAAAUAUAUAUCUGAUGUAAGAAAAGCUGACUCAAUCUCUGUCUAAAUGUAUCAGAUACUAUGGUGGAUGUUAAAUUUACUCUUUUUAAAAUCAAAACCACCCAUGAUCACUUCUGUUGAUGUGAGUCUUGUAAUCAGUUCAAUAAUACAUGUUUGUUCAUCAAGCAGUU